Molecule: messenger RNA, 849 nt
Organism: Aspergillus pseudotamarii
Lineage: Eukaryota; Fungi; Ascomycota; Eurotiomycetes; Eurotiales; Aspergillaceae
Product: DUF3425 domain-containing protein
Exons: 2
Coding region: 1-849 (282 amino acids)
Source: RefSeq, a predicted model, not a curated record
AUGGCGGCAAUGGACAAUCUACAGCGCGAAAACCAAAUGUUGUGCGAACACCAGGAACGCCUCCGCGUCUUAUUCUCCUCGUGGGACCAGGAUGAGAGCAGUCCACAACAAAUCUGUGCCCACAUUCGGGGUGGAAAGGAACAAGUAUCUUCAUCGCUCAAGGUCGCCUCCUACCUAGGUCGUGACGUGACGUCGAUACGCAUUGAUCCUUCGAGUGCCGCUCAUGUGCCAGCUCAAGCUCUCUCUAUCCAGCAGCCACUAAGUGUACGGAGAAUUAAUAGAGACGGGGUGCCCCCACAGGGAUUCCCUUCUUCUCACUCAAUCCCAGCGAGUCCUCUCUUCCCCGGUAAGACAGUGCCAGAGUCUAUCCCAGCCUGGGGCCUGACCCCGAUAAACGAUCAGGCCCUCCGAGUGCGGGCUAUCCGUGAUCCGGAACGGUUGGCAAGCGGCUGGCUCAUCUACGUGUUUAGCAAAUGGCUAGUUACCCCCAAUGUCGCGUCUUUCUCGCACAUACCACCGUUUCUGCGGCCCAUCCUGCUGCAGAUACAACGCGGUCAUCCCGCCGCACUAGACCUCCUUGUCUUUCCGCAAAUACGGGCCAACCUCAUCCAGAACUGGGACAAGUAUGACUUUAAAGAGGUGUUUGACUAUAUGUCUUGUUGCCAGAAGAUACGGUGGCCCUGGGGCGAAGAUAUCCUCGAGCGCGACAGCGAAGACAAUCUACAUACCAGACGGGAGUUUUAUGAUGUGUUUACGCGGGAGAGUGGGUGGGGCCUCACGCCGGAGUUCAUGGAGAAAUAUCCUGGAUUGUUGGAGGGGAUGGAUGCUGAGCGGUGUGUUUCUGGGUAG